Messenger RNA from Lucilia cuprina (Australian sheep blowfly), 1759 nucleotides. RefSeq names its product E3 ubiquitin-protein ligase znrf2. The record is from RefSeq and is a predicted model, not a curated record. Bases 950 to 1693 code for a protein of 247 amino acids. NCBI's taxonomy places the organism in Eukaryota, Metazoa, Arthropoda, Insecta, Diptera, Calliphoridae. The transcript has 5 exons.
UUAAGUAAGAAGAAAAUUUUUUUAAGACGGACAUAAAAUUGCAUAAAAACGUAAAAAAGCAGAACAAAAUAUAGAAAAAUUUUACGGAAAACGAGAAAAAAAUUAAAGUGUUUAUUUUGCAAAUUUAAGAAUAAUAACGUUAAAAUCUAAAGCAUGCAAAAGUUUUAAACAGAUUAUCUUUAUUUUAUUACAUUACAUACAUGUACACAGACAGCAAAGGAGGAAAAAAAUAGAAAAACAAAUUCACUCAACAUCAUCAUCAUCAUUAUUAUUAUAAUAAGUCCAAUCCAGACAAUAACUGCUCAAACGUCGUCUCGAAGAAAAGUCGACGUCCGUGUAUUAGCCGCUGUCGUAAAGUGUUAUUUUCAGCUUCUAUGUAGUAUUUUAAACAAAAAAAGGACUUUUCGCUUGAGAAAAGAAAAACGAAAGUUUUGUUUAAUUAACUGUGCAAAGAAUAAAGAGAUAAAAAAUAUAAAUUAAUCCUUAGGAUCUUUUACAAAACAACGAACAACAAAGAAAGUUAAGAAGCAAGAAAAAGAGAAUUACAAAAAUAAUAUCUACCAGGAGAAAAAAAAUAGCAGACAACAAACAAACUAACCAACCAAUUUAUUUACCAUCCAAACAAAAAAAAAAAAAUAAACAUAAAACACAAAUGGAGUAUGAUGAUGAAUAACUUGAAGAAAUUUUGAAAUUUUAUUUUCAUCCUUGUUCUCAAGAUUAACAACUACAAAUAGUAAAUCACAUAGUCGUCGUCACACCCACAGCAAAUUAAUAGACGUAACAUUUUACAAAUAAUAUCUAGUAGCUGUCACCUUUGUUAGACAAAGGAUCUUUCUUUAUUGAUUAGUUUAAAAAGACUAAAAGAUCCUCCCUCCCUAGUCCUCCUUAUCCUACACCUCUCCAUCACUACCACCAACACCCACUCCAUCACAUCAAUACCCGACAACGAAUGGGCGCAAAGGCGAGUACACCCGCCACCAGCGGUCACCAGAGCCCUCGUUCGCGGACAUUUUCGAGCAGCUCAACUGGUGCCGAAUUGACUAGUUCAUCGGUGGACAGACAACGUGCCCGCAGUUUAAGUUCUGUGCCCGACAUGCAUGCUCAGGCUACCGGCACAUCAUCCGGCGAUCACAAUCAACAUACACAUGCCAGCAAUUCUUCGUCUGCAGCUAAUAGUAAUAAUUAUGCCAGUUCAUCAUCAACAACAACAAUGUCGUCACAACAGCAACACCAACAAGGUCACAACAAUCACUUGCAGCGUCACACAUUGGGAGAUAACUUACGUGAUUACUUUCAGGGCGUUUCAAUGGCCGGUGCAAGUUUUGUAGAAAGUAUAGCAUUAGCAGCUCAAUCGGCCUCAAAUGGUGCAGCUAAUAGCAUUGGACGGGUGUAUACAGCAACAUCACUUCCAUCACAAAUAUGGUCGUUUAAUGGAAUUAAAUGUCCUGUAUGUAAUAAAUUUGUUUUACCCGAUGAUAUUGAAUGCCAUUUGGUUAUGUGCCUGACAAAACCUCGACUCUCAUAUAAUGAGGAUGUUUUAUCAGAUGCCAAGGGAGAAUGUGUUAUUUGUUUAGAAGAUUUAAAUCCUGGUGAUAUUAUAGCACGCUUGCCAUGUCUUUGUAUUUAUCAUAAAUGCUGUAUUGAUCGAUGGUUUGAGGUAAAUCGCUCAUGUCCAGAGCAUCCUGGUGACUAGUUAAAACUCAAUAUGUAAUUAUUAAAUAAACUUUUCUAUUUUAGUAUAAAUAAUUCUAUAUAUAUA